CUGGCAACUGUUCUCUUGCAGCUAGUGUACAAGAAAAAAAAAAUGAAUGGUUCAACUACACUUGUCGUAGACAACGGUACAGGUUUUGUCAAAUGUGGUUAUGCAGGUUCCAAUUUCCCCGAACAUGUGUUUCCCAGCGUAGUGGGUCGACCUAUUCUGCGUGCAGAAGAGAAAGUAGGUGACCUUCAAGUAAAAGAUAUCAUGAUUGGUGAGGAAGCUGCACAACUUCGAAACAUUCUUCAAAUGUCAUAUCCAAUGGAAAACGGCAUCAUCCGCAACUGGGAGGACAUGCGUCAUUUAUGGAAUUAUACAUUUGAUGAAAAGCUCAAGAUUAACCCAAGAGAUUCCAAAAUUUUGUUGACCGAAGCACCCAUGAACCCCAAAAAGAAUCGUGAAAAGAUGGCAGAGAUUAUGUUUGAAGAAUAUGGGUUUCAGGGCAUUUAUGUAGCUAUUCAAGCUGUAUUGACACUUUUCGCUCAAGGUCUUAUGUCGGGUGUUGUAGUUGAUUCUGGUGAUGGUGUUACACAUAUUGUUCCUGUCUACCAAGGUUAUGCACCAGCCAACUUGACACGUCGUUUAGAUGUCGCGGGUCGUCAUGUUACAAGGUAUUUGAUUAAAUUACUACUACUCCGUGGUUAUGCAUUCAACCGUACUGCAGAUUUCGAAACCGUCCGUCAGAUCAAAGAAAAGUUCUGUUAUGUUAGUUAUGACCUUGAAUUAGAUCAAAAGUUGGGUAAUGAAACGACAACACUUGUGGAAAGCUAUGAACUCCCUGAUGGACGUGUCAUCAAAGUUGGAUCUGAGCGUUUUGAAGCUCCCGAAUGUUUGUUCCAACCCAAUCUGAUUGAUGUAGAAGCACCAGGCAUGGCUGAAAUGCUUUUCAACACCAUUCAAGCUGCUGACAUUGAUAUCCGUGCUGAUUUAUACAAACAUAUUGUUCUUUCUGGUGGCUCAACCAUGUAUCCUGGUUUACCUAGCCGUUUAGAAAAGGAAAUGAAACAACUGUAUCUUACAAAUGUAUUAAAUGGUGAUGCCAGUAGAUUAAAUAAAUUCAAAAUUCGUAUUGAAGACCCUCCUAGACGUAAGCACAUGGUGUAUCUCGGUGGUGCUGUACUUGCUGACAUUAUGAAAGACAAAGACAGUUGGUGGGUUACCAAACAAGAAUGGGAGGAAAUGGGUCCUCGUUCAUUAGAAAAGAUGGGUGUAUUAGGCUCGACUGCAUAAAUAAUGCAAAUAUAUCAAACAUAAAAAGAGUAUUCUGUAUAUCAAUUCCUACUAAUAAAAACGACACGUCAGAACGAAGGCCUACCGUUCGACUUUUGCAACAAAAUAAGUGGGGGAUAGCAUCCCCUUGUCUGUUAAGGAGCGAAUCAAGGGCCUGUCACAUGUUUACUGAUUAUCCUCAC
Mycotypha africana is the source of this 1406-nucleotide messenger RNA. Its product is annotated as actin family. The transcript is spliced from 7 exons. The coding region runs from base 43 to 1224 and encodes 393 amino acids. The record is from RefSeq and is a predicted model, not a curated record. Gene Ontology annotation, cellular component: Arp2/3 protein complex; actin cortical patch. Gene Ontology annotation, biological process: Arp2/3 complex-mediated actin nucleation. Gene Ontology annotation, molecular function: actin filament binding. Lineage: Eukaryota; Fungi; Mucoromycota; Mucoromycetes; Mucorales; Mycotyphaceae.